AUAGCCCCCAACCCGGAAGUCUUUACACAGUUUGAGAUGGCGGCAAACGAAGGGAAUCACAAGCGGCCGCUGGAGGAGGAUCCCAUCGUGUCCUUAGCCGAGGUUCUGGAAGAAAAUGAAGAGUUGGAGAAUGAAGCCUGCGCGGUCUUGGGUGGCAGCGAUUCCGAUAAAUGCUCUUACUCGGAGGGCUAUGUGAAGAGACAGGCAUUAUAUGCUUGUAACACAUGUACACCAAAGGGAGGACAGCCUGCUGGCAUCUGUUUGGCCUGCAGCUACAAGUGUCAUGAAGGCCAUGAACUGUUUGAAUUGUAUACUAAAAGAAAUUUUCGCUGUGACUGUGGGAACAGCAAGUUUAGUGAUCUGCAGUGUAAGUUUUUCUCGGAGAAGGAAAAAACAAACUGUAACAAUAAAUAUAAUGACAACUUCUUUGGACUGUACUGUACCUGCAAGAGGCCUUAUCCAGAUCCUGAAGACGAGACCCCUGAUGAAAUGAUUCAGUGCGUGGUGUGUGAAGACUGGUUCCAUGGAAGGCAUCUCGGUGCUGUUCUCCCUGACAAUGUAGAGUAUCAGGAAAUGGUAUGUCAGAGCUGUAUGAAGAGAUGCUCCUUUCUUUGGGCCUACGCAACACAUGUGGCAGUUAUCAAGGCAACAGAUGCUGAUAACAGUGGACCGUUGACCAAGGUGGAGGAUGGCAAUGUUGAUGUGUGUACAGUGCAGGAAAACGGAGAUUCACAUAACCAAAAAGCAAUGGCUUGUGCAAUAAAGAGUGAAGAAACUGGAGCCAAGCAUAGUGAACCCUCCACAAGCUGCAAGGCUGAGAAAUCUGAGGCAGCCAAUGGUGAUGAAGCAAGUUGCAGUGUGGAGGAGGAUGCUGGGUGCAAGCUGCAGCAGCUGAGAAAGAGAGGGGGGAUACAGAGAGACUGUGCCACCUACUGGCCUCACAACUGGCGCAACAAGUUGUGCACCUGCCCCUCCUGCAUGAAUCUGUAUAAAGAAUUAGAAAUCUCCUUUCUGUUGGAUGAGUUUGAUACAGUACUGGCCUAUGAAAAUAAAGGUAAAAGUGAUGAAGAGACUGAGAGAGAGAGAAGUGAUCCAUUGAUGACUGCCCUGAGCAACAUGAAUAGAAUCCAGCAAGUUGAACUCAUUUAUGAAUACAAUGAUUUAAAGUCUGAACUGAAAGAUUACCUUAAGAGAUUUGCAGAUGAAGGAAAGGUGGUUACAAGUGAAGAUAUCCAACGAUUCUUUGAAGAGCUUCAAUCAAAGAAGAGGCGGCGGGUGGAUGGAAUGCAGUACUUUUGCAGUUAAACUACAGAAAAGUCCAUAAAAUUUAGUCAAAGAUGUGCAAAAUGUUUCUGUAACAAUGGCACUUUUAAAAUUAACUGGUUGUCCCCAGUGUAUUUUAUUAUUGCCUCCUUGGUGUAGUUAGAGCAGAAAUGGUUUAGUGUGCAGGAGCAAUAGAAUUCAUAGUAUCGGUUCACUUCAGUAGGGGAAAGAGUUGAAAUGCAGAAAUGAAACUUUUAUAAGAAAUUAAUGGCUUGUACUAUGUAUGCACAUGUGAUUUUUAAAACUUGGUUGUAAUAAACUUGGACAAAUGACAGGCUAUUUCAACCAGGUGAGUGGGCUAUCAGAUCUGUCAACACAUCCAUGCCUCUUCCAUCCAUCAAAUACAUCACUACCCCAACAAGCUAUUUAACAGCAGUGUGUAGAUAUUGAAUAUCAAGCCACACCUGUUCUUGAAAACUUGUUCUCGUCCAGCAGCUUCUUUAACUUCAUGUACUGCCAGCAAGGGUACACCAAUAGCUUCAAUGGUGCAUUUAAAAUUGAAUCGAGGCAUUAAGGUUCAUAUUGAGAUAAAACUAGCCAUCAUUUGACAUAGUGAAUUAAAGAUCCAGGUUUCCCCCACUACCUGAGCAAUUGUUAACCUGAAACCAUGUUCUAUAAAUUGCUUCAUCCAUAGCAGUUACAGGAAGUGUCUUGUGUUAUACCCCCUUAUUUUUAAUGUUUAAAAAAAUUAAAUGCAUCUUCAACUUGAAUAUGUAAAGCAGACUGAAAUGUUUAAGCUGUUCUGUUGCUAAAUGCUUGAAUGUUCAUGGGAUGGGAAGAAUAAGCUAAUAAAAACUUGUUACUUUGCCAUAAGA
This is a messenger RNA of Pristis pectinata (smalltooth sawfish), 2138 nucleotides long. RefSeq names its product ubiquitin protein ligase E3 component n-recognin 7 (gene ubr7). The transcript has 11 exons. The coding region runs from base 37 to 1305 and encodes 422 amino acids. The record is from RefSeq and is a predicted model, not a curated record. Gene Ontology annotation, cellular component: cytoplasm. Gene Ontology annotation, molecular function: zinc ion binding; ubiquitin protein ligase activity. Lineage: Eukaryota; Metazoa; Chordata; Chondrichthyes; Rhinopristiformes; Pristidae.